AUGUCGGGCACACAUGAUCCGGAUGCUGCCAUCCAUGCACCCUGGUUUGUGGAGGGACGCUUUGAUGUGCAUCUCUAUUAUCAUGAUUGGCCGGAUCCCUACGAGCCCACUUCGCCGACGGUGAUUGACUCCGAUGUUCAGUCCAGCUCUUCUGCACGCACGGUGGAGUAUAUUCGGGAUGACAAUGUUGCUGAUGGGCCACCCUUGCUGCGCUUAUCAUUCUAUGUAGGUACCCCAAGUCUGCAACUGAUCGAGCCUGACCCAAGUCACACCACGGAGUGUAUGGCCAGGCACUUUCUACGUGUUGGCAGCUUCUUUGAGGAUCAACUAUCAUCGUUGUGGGACCUACUUCCGCAUGACAGCCCGCGUGGACAUCAAACAUUUUUCGACGGAGGCUCCACUGCUGCAUUCUCGUUCACUACGGGUGCUUUUCAAGCUGGCGGACUGGUCGGCGUACGCAGCAACGCGCUUCAGAUGCCAUGGGUCACUGCAUUGCUUUGUCGUAUUGUGCACUCUGUAUUGCUUGGCGAGGGUGCUGAGGAUCAUCACUUCACUUCGCUUUCGCUUUUGAGGAAUGUGCAUUCUGGCAUACAUAGAGAUGGCAACAAUCAUCCUUCCUGCAACAGCUUGCUUAUCCCAUUGAGCCGCUUCUCUGGUGGUGAAUUAUGGUGCUACAAUGCUGCUUCAGGGGACGUUUGUUAUCCUGGUACUGAUUUGCCGGGGCUGGCUCACGCAGUGACUCCACCUUUUCUGGAGUUCGACUCACACGAGCUGCAUGGUACUCUUCACUGGACUGGUAUUCGUGUGGUACUCGCGGUGUAUCACAUGAAAACUCCGGAUGCCUUGAGUGACGGCGAGAUGCAAUUCCUACGGCAGGUCUUACCUUUCGGCGCAAAGCCCUCUGUACAAGGCUUUUGUCGUGCAUCAGGGGCGAUCUGGGCUGUAGGACAAGCCCUGCUCCACAUCCACUGGUCCGUCUUCUUUGACGAUUAUGUGGUAGUGGCCUCGCCUGAGGAAAAGGGUCACCUUGAUCUUGUGUUACGGUCGUACUUUGCCUUGGUCGGCUGGGAAACGUCCGAUGAAAAGGACGCCGGGUUCAAAAGUGUGGCAAAAGCCUUAGGCGUAGAGUUUAGCCUGGGCGAGAUCCACUUAGGUCUGCUUAGGGUGCAAAACACAGAGGCUAGGAAGCGCGAGCUUGUGUCCACCAUCGAAUCCAUCGUGCAGCAAGGUGGAGCGCAUGCCAAAGAGCUUGAGUGCUUGCGGGGCCGUCUUCAGUUCGCUGAGUCGCAGGUGUUUGGUCGGGGUGCGGCCCAACGCAUGCGAGCUAUAUCAAAAGCAAUGAAGCUUUCAGGUUUUGUGGCCCUUGACGACUCCUUGACCGAGGCCCUGCUUUUCUUGAAAGAUCGAGUUUUGCACGGGGAAGCAAGGAUCAUCAGGGCUUGUGAUCGUCCCACCUACCACUUGUUCACGGACGCUUCCUAUGAAGCGGAUAUGCCGGCCGGUCUAGGGGGCAUCCUUUAUAGUGAUGGGGGUUUGCUUCUUAGGUGGUACUCUGAGUCUGCCGACACGGACGUUUUAGAGGCCAUAAACAAAGAGGGCAAACAAGGUCUGAUCUAUGAGUUGGAAGCUUGUGCCGCUGUGCAAGGCGUGGUGCAGCUCUGCAGUUCCUUGAAUGACUGCAACCUCAUUUGCUAUGACAAUGAGGCCGCCCUCGCGGCCCUCAUCAAAUGUGCUUCUGAAUCCCCGGUGGUAGCAUCGCAGCUCAACAAGCUCAGCAUGCUUGAAGAUGAGAAAGGAAUCAGCAUAUGGUUUGAAAGAGUGGAGUCGUCUGCAAACCCGGCCGACGAUCCUUCGCGCUUUGUGCUUAGCAAGCUUCCUGUUAACUUCAGAGUCCGUUGGAUCCCAGGCGAAGAGCUGUUGUUCUAG
Symbiodinium sp. CCMP2592 is the source of this 1926-nucleotide messenger RNA. NCBI's taxonomy places the organism in Eukaryota, Dinophyceae, Suessiales, Symbiodiniaceae. The record is from the annotation of a GenBank genome assembly.